Torulaspora delbrueckii is the source of this 1122-nucleotide messenger RNA. It is a transcript of the gene ARP1, whose product is annotated as actin-related protein 1. The transcript has a single exon. Lineage: Eukaryota; Fungi; Ascomycota; Saccharomycetes; Saccharomycetales; Saccharomycetaceae. The record is from RefSeq and is a predicted model, not a curated record. Bases 1 to 1122 code for a protein of 373 amino acids.
AUGAUAGAUGAAAUACCGCUGUAUAACCAGCCAGUGGUAAUCGAUAAUGGUUCGGCAGUUGUUAAAGCAGGCUUUUGUGGUGAAGAGAAGCCUAGAUGUAUGGAAUAUUCGCUGAUUGGAGAUGCCAACUAUAAUAAAAUAAUGGUGGGAGGUUUGGAGUGUGAUAGUUUCGUUGGUAAUAAAGCACAACGUCUACGGGGUCUUUUGAAGUUGAAACAUCCGAUGGAGCGCGGAGUAGUUUCGGACUGGGACGACAUGGAGCUCCUCUGGUCACAUAUUUUGUUCGAUUCUUUACAGUUGACAAGUGGCAUGGAACAUCCUCUUCUGAUAACAGAAGCACCUCUCAACCCAGAGUCCAACAAAGAAAAAAUGCUCGAAGUAUUCUUUGAGACAUUCAACAUUCCAGCAAUUUGCGUUUCCAUCCCAGGGGUUUUAUCACUCUAUGCUAGUGGUAGGACGACGGGGUGCGUUGUUGAUUGCGGCGAAGGUUACUGUAGCUCAGUGCCUGUUUGCGAGGGCUAUACGUUAGCUUCAUCAAUAAAGAGGAUCAACCUUGGAGGCAUAGAUGUUACUAAGCAGUUGCAAUUUCAGUUGAGAAAGGAAUCCGGAGUGUGGUUGUUUUCCAGUGGUGAGAGAGAGUUAGUUAGAACUAUGAAAGAAAAGAGUUGUUACGUGAGCUUAAACCAAUUAAAGGACGAAGAAAAAUUCACUUUUGAACCUGGCAAGAUGAACACUAAUUUCAAAUUACCAGACGGCAAUAUGCUCACGCUGAGUAAGAGCAGAUUUAGAGCUCCAGAAAUCCUCUUCCAACCCCAAAUUAUUGCGUCAGAAGAACCUAGUUUACCAGAAAUGUGCCUUCAAAGUAUUUUAAGUGUUGAUGUCGAACUGCGACCCCGGCUAAUGUCGAGGAUAACCUUAAGCGGAGGUACGACCAUGUUCCGUGGCUUUGGAGAUAGAUUUCUUCAAGAAUUACAGAUAUCAACAUGCAAAAAAUCAAACAUCAGGAUACUGGCGCCUCCCGAGCGGAAAUACACUGCAUGGAUCGGCGGAUCCAUGCUGGCUGGCUUGACAACCUUUCGUAAGAUGUUAACAACUAAAUCGGAUUGGCGUGAACAUCACUAA